UUUUGUACCACAUGGCAUGGCUACACGAGAGUAGGAGUUGUGAGGAAGGACCAGGCUAACUAGUUAGUCAGUUCACAGGUUCUUAUAUCUAGUGGUCUAUAAGUAAAACACACAAGUAAGAAAAAUGUCACAGUUACAGGCGAGGUUCAUCACAGAGAACAAAAGAUAUGUUGUGGAUGAUGUCCCGUUCUCCAUCCCAGCUGACUCUGAAGUGCAGGACCUCAGUAAUAUCAUCAACAAGCUACUGGAGGAUAAAAAUGCAUCUCACAGCAAAGUGGACUUCGACUUCCUGAUCAGGGGUCAGUUCCUGCGAAUGCCAUUGUCCACUCAUGUGGAGACAGAAGGAAUAUCAACGGAAGAAGUGGUGGAGAUAGAGUAUGUUGAGCGAAUCACAGCCCCAGAGCCUGAGGAGUGCAUGAUGCACGAUGACUGGAUUAGCUCUGUAGAUGCAGACGCUGAAUGGAUCUUAACAGGGUCAUAUGACAAGACAGCCAGGAUCUGGUCUGUGGAGGGCAAAGCGAUGAUGACUGUGGCCGGACAUAGAGAUGUGGUGAAAGAUGUAGCCUGGAUUAAAAGAGAUGGUCUGACCUCUCUGCUUCUGACGGCCUCUCUGGACCAAACCAUCCUGCUCUGGGAGUGGAACUCCGAGAAGAGCAAGGUGAAAGCCAGGCACUGCUGUCGGGGACACACGGGGAGCAUUGACACUGUUGCCACAGACCCCAGUGGCUCAAAGUUCUGCAGUGGCUCCUGGGACAAAAUGUUGAAAAUUUGGUCAGCGGUGCCCACAGAUGAAUCAGAUGAGGUUGAGGACAUUUCUGACAGACCGAGGAAGAAACAGAAGACUCAGCAGUUGGGCCUGACCAGGACUCCCCUGAUGACAUUGUCUGGACAUAAUGAGGCUGUGUCCUCUGUCCUGUGGUGCGACAGUGAGGAGGUUUGCAGCGCAUCCUGGGACCACACCAUCCGUGUGUGGGAUGUUGAGACUGGAGGAAUGAAGACUACACUGACAGGUAGCAAAGUGUUUAACUGCAUUUCCUAUUCCUCUCUGUGUCGACGACUGGCCUCAGGCAGCAGCGACAGACACAUUCGACUGUGGGACCCUCGCACCAAAGAUGGGUCGCUGGUGCUGCUGUCUCUGACCUCGCACACUGGCUGGGUCACGGCUGUGAAGUGGGCACCUUCUCAUGAGUACCAGCUGGUCUCUGGUUCCCUUGACAACCUGGUGAAACUGUGGGACACCAGAAGCUGCAAGGCGCCUCUGUAUAACUUGGCAGCCCACGAGGACAAAGUGUUUUGUGUGGACUGGACAGAAAGCAGUCUGAUGUUGAGCGGAGGUGCGGAUAACAAGUUGUACACCUACAAAUACUCAUCCUGUCAGACAGAUGCGGGGGUGUAGGCUCAACUGCCAGCAUGGAUUGCAAAGAGAUCCCGCUCAUCCAUCAUCACAGACACCCAUGUGUUGUCAGUGUUUUCACAGGCAGACAAACACAGCAGUGGUUCAAAUUUUGUAAAGUACAAACUUUGCUUGUUUCACUGUUUUGGUUAUUUUUACCUCCUUGGUUACUUUCUUUAAUUUCCUGUAACCCAAGAAAACUAUAAAUUAAAUGUCUCCAAAAAUGUUGU
Molecule: messenger RNA, 1623 nt
Organism: Monopterus albus (swamp eel)
Lineage: Eukaryota; Metazoa; Chordata; Actinopteri; Synbranchiformes; Synbranchidae
Gene: wdr12
Product: WD repeat domain 12
Exons: 13
Coding region: 125-1396 (423 amino acids)
Biological process (GO): maturation of 5.8S rRNA from tricistronic rRNA transcript (SSU-rRNA, 5.8S rRNA, LSU-rRNA); maturation of LSU-rRNA from tricistronic rRNA transcript (SSU-rRNA, 5.8S rRNA, LSU-rRNA); ribosome biogenesis
Cellular component (GO): PeBoW complex; preribosome, large subunit precursor
Molecular function (GO): protein binding
Source: RefSeq, a predicted model, not a curated record